AUGGGUGGCAUAAAUAGUUGCUUUCCAACAUCAGGUGAAACGAGUUCGAUAUCCAGUCCUCCUCAUCAACAUCGUCGUCGAUAUUUUCUGCCCAGAUCAAAGUUCGAUCAACCACAAGCAAUUCUUCCAAUCAAUGUAAAUAAUAAUAAUAAUAAUAAUAAUAAUAACAAUUCAAUCAAUCUGAAUACAGCAACGGAAGAUGAAUUAUUAUUGUUACCGGGUAUAACUCGUCGAAUCGCACAAGAUAUUCUUCGAUAUCGUCAGUUAAAUCAUGGUUUUAAGCGUGUCAACGAACUUUUAUAUAUCAAUGGAAUUCAUCCUGACCUCUUCGAUCGCAUUCGACCUGAUAUUACCAUAGAUUGUCUAUCUCAACAAAUCUACGAUAAUAAACAUGAUUUGAUUAAUCUAAACACAGCUACCUACAACCAAUUAUUGACUAUUCCUGGUCUAACACCAAUUCUGAUCAAGCGAAUUCUCCAACGACGUGAACGAAAAGGUCCAUUUCGUUUCAUCGAAGACUUACUAAACAUCAAAGGAAUUGACUAUGUCAUUCUAGCAAGUAUUCGUGCUUAUGUUACCGUCGAAUAUCGACGCUUACCAACAUCAGUCAGUGAAUCCUCAAUACUCGAUCCAUCGGUUCAUAAUCUCUAUCCAUCAUUGAACAGAAAUAAUAAUACAACGUCUGAUUCACUUUCUAUGGCAUCAUUGUUAUUAGAAACUUUACCACCGGAGUUACAAACAAUACUUCUUACAUUAAAUCCUCAACGACCUUCGUCAGUCUAUGAAAGUAAACAAACAAUUUUGCGUUUUGCUUCUUGGAAUUUACAACAAUUAACUAAUGAAAAAGUGCAAAAUCCAGGUGUACGAGAAGUUAUUUGUCGAACUAUACUCGAGCAUAAUUUUUCAGUUAUUGGUAUCCAAGAAAUAGGAAAUCGGGAAGCACUCGGAUAUAUAGUUGAAGAAUUGAAUAAUCCAACGAUACCGUUGAUUAAAGAUUGGCCACAUCGUCAUAAUGGUCAAUGGAAAUACACAGUUAGUGAUGUCUCUGGCCGAAUGUUCCAAAGUAGUGAAUAUCUCGGUUUUAUCUAUGAUGAAUCAAUUGGUAUUGAAUUGAGAAAAUCAUCAUUAUUACCAAUAAAGAAUUAUUUUACACGUUUACCUUUUAUUGUUAUCUUUCGUAUCUAUGACAAAUAUGAAUUUGUUUUUGUUAAUGUCCAUUUGAAAGCACGACGACUGGAUGAAAACGAAAACGAACGAACGAAAGAUGAAGCUUUAUCGUUGUCGAUUUUAGCGGAAGCGAUGAGUGAUACUAUUGAACAAAAACAUACAAUCAUUUUUGGUGACUUUAAUCUCGCACCAACUGCAUCGGAAUUUGCUGCAUUAGUCCAACGAAACUAUUCGUAUGUUAUUCAACAGAAUACAAACAUCAGUUUGAAAACACCACAAGGUUCAACAUGUGCAGAUAACAUUUGGCUUUCCACUGAAGUCAAAGCAUUGAGUACAAAUAAAUCGGGUGUAAUUCGAGAGAAUUUAACAAGUAUGUGGAUACCUGCUGGUUGGACCUGGGGUGGUUUAGUCAGUGAUCAUUGUCCCAUUUGGACUGAAUUUGAUCUUGCCCAAGAUAAUGAUGGACAUUCGCGUUGA
This is a messenger RNA of Adineta ricciae, 1644 nucleotides long. The record is from the annotation of a GenBank genome assembly. NCBI's taxonomy places the organism in Eukaryota, Metazoa, Rotifera, Eurotatoria, Adinetida, Adinetidae.